Messenger RNA from Tyto alba (common barn owl), 1215 nucleotides. RefSeq names its product trans-L-3-hydroxyproline dehydratase (gene L3HYPDH). Gene Ontology annotation, molecular function: hydro-lyase activity. NCBI's taxonomy places the organism in Eukaryota, Metazoa, Chordata, Aves, Strigiformes, Tytonidae. The record is from RefSeq and is a predicted model, not a curated record.
UGGCCUGCGGGGGCGAUGGCGGCGGAGGGCGGCGGGGCCGGCGGAGCGGGGCGGCGGCUGCCGCCGCACUCGCCUUCGGGCCUGGUGCUGGAGACGGUGGAGAUGCACACGGGCGGCGAGCCGCUGCGCGUCAUCCCGCGGCUGGAGGCGGCGGAGGAGAUGGCGGCGGGGGGGCUGUCGCUGCUGUCGCUGCGGCGGGAGGUGGCGGCCACGCAGGACCACGUGCGGCGGGCGCUGGUGCACGAACCGCGGGGCCACGACGGCAUGUACGGGGCCGUGGUGGUGCGCGGCGGGGCGGCCGCCGCCGGUGCCCACCUGGCAGCGCUCUUCCUGCACGGCGCCGGCUACAGCGCCAUGUGCGGCCACGCCGUCCUGGCCCUCGGCCGCUUCGCCCUCGACUACGGGCUGGUGCCGGCUCCCAGCUGCCCCGAAACCGCCGUCCGCCUGCGCUGCCCCUGCGGCCCCCUCACCGCCUUCGUCCCCUGGGACGGCCGCCGCAGCGGCAACCCCGUCCGCUUCCACAGCGUGCCCGCCUUCGCCGCCGCCACCGACUUGGCCAUUGACGUCCCCGGUCACGGGAAGGUGGUGGUCGACAUCGGCUACGGUGGCACUUUCUACGCCUUCCUCAGCGCCGAGCAGCUGGGCCUUGACGUGUGCUCUUCGAAGACCAGAGACCUUGUCAACGUGGCGAGUGCGGUGACAGAAGCGGUGAAGAAACAGUUCAAGCUUCAUCACCCUGAAAGUGAAGACCUGGCUUUCCUGUACGGCACCAUACUGACGGAUGGGAAAGAUGCCUUUAGUGAGGAGCCCACCACCAACAUCUGUGUGUUUGCAGAUGAACAGGUUGACCGAAGUCCGACAGGUUCGGGUGUGACAGCUCGCAUCGCCUUGCAGUACCAUAAGGGACUCAUCCAGCUGAACCAGACCAGGACCUUUCGGAGCAGCACCACAGGGUCCUUGUUCACUGGGAAGGCAGUGAAGGAAGCCAAGUUUGGGGACUACAAUGCUGUUGUCGUGGAAGUCUCGGGAGAAGCCUUUUACACCGGUACAGCCACCUUCACUGUCGAAGAGGAGGACCCACUGAAACACGGCUUCUUCUUCAAGUGAUCCAAGCCACUGGGCAGUGGCACAAGUCUUACCAAUGGUGCUGUGCUUCUCCUGCCUGUGCACAUCUGUUCUCCACACUGCUCGUUGCAAUAUGCCAGAGCAACAGGA